Morone saxatilis (striped sea-bass) is the source of this 1447-nucleotide messenger RNA. RefSeq names its product UBX domain protein 6 (gene ubxn6). The transcript is spliced from 11 exons. Gene Ontology annotation, molecular function: protein binding. Lineage: Eukaryota; Metazoa; Chordata; Actinopteri; Moronidae. Gene Ontology annotation, cellular component: cytoplasm. The record is from RefSeq and is a predicted model, not a curated record. Bases 102 to 1424 code for a protein of 440 amino acids.
UUGUUUUGGUCCUCCUCCUCCUCCUCCUCGCUAGGGUUUACUAGCUGCUCUUCAUCCACUUGUGUUCCUGUGAUCGGAUUGUUGUGGGACAACUAAAGGAAAUGAAGAAGUUUUUCGAAGACAUUAAGAAGGACAUGAAAUUUAAAACUGCGGGACCUGGGAAGAAACUAACAGAAGACAGCAGCAGCAGCAAGCCCGACAAAGUGCAGAGCAGCUCCAGUGCCAAGAACAACCGCCAUGCUCCCAGUGAAGGAGCGCAGAGAGCUGGAGCUGCAGCCCUGGCCAGGAUUGAACAUCACCCGCGGCCGAAGGUCCACACCUCUCAGGACGCCAUCAGGAACCAGGUUAAAAGAGAACUGGAGGCAGAGGCGGCUGCACUGGCUGAAAAAGUAAAUGCAGCUACAGCAGAGGGGUCCAAAGUGCCAGUGAAAGAUCCCGCCUGCCUCUCAGUGUCAGGUGUGUAUUUCACCUGUCCGCUAACUGGAGCCACUUUAACUAAGAGUGAGAGGGAGGUACACAUUAAAGAGGCCAUUUUCAUGCGGUUUGAGGAGGAUGACAUUGAGGCCUCUGUUAUGAUGGUCCACACAUUUAACAAAGACAGAGAGAAAGUGAAGGCUGCUGUGGACAUCAUAAGCAAGUAUGUUGACAAUAUAUGUAAGAAUCCCACAGAGGAGAAAUACAGGAAGAUUAAACUCAGCAACAAGGUGUUCCAGGAUAAAGUUCGUUCUGUGGAGGGCACUAGAGAGUUCCUGCAGGCGCUGGGCUUCAUUAGCAUUAUGCUUCCUAUAGAGGGUCAAGAGGAGGAAGAGGAGUUCCUGGUGUUACCAGAGCAGAGUCCCGAUGCCCUGGAGCUGAUGAAGGAGAGGAGGGAUCGUCUCCAGAGAGGAGAGCCGGUCAGAGCUCAGCUGGACAGGCAGCCUCAAGUGUUCAGACCCUCUCCCAACGCCCAACGCUUCGAGCUGCCACCGGAAUUCUACAACCUGACAGCGGAGGAGCUGAAGAAAGAGCAACAGCAGAGGAGUGAGUUGGUUGAGAAGAAUGCCAUGCUGCGCACUAAGGCCAUGAGGGAGAAAGAGGAGCAGAGGGAGAGAAGGAAAUACAACUACACCCUGCUCAGGAUCAGACUGCCUGAUGGAAACCUGCUACAAGGGACCUUUUAUGCGUGGGACCGGCUUCCUGUGCUGUUUGGGUUUGUACGGGAGUCCUUGGUGGACGGCUGGCAGCCCUUUGAGCUCAUUGCUCCUGGAAGUCAGAAACUACAAGAGUCUGAUGAAGUCGCUCUUGCUGAGUGUAACUUGGUCCCGGCAGCUCUGAUCACAUUUUCCUGGGAUGCAGCUGUGCAGGCGGAUAUUGCAGCUGCAGGUGGAAAGAGCCCCGCCCUCCUCAAACCAGAGCUGCUGGAAACCAUCCGCACCCUGAGCUGAGCGACGUUCGGUCCCUGAACCAC